Anastrepha obliqua is the source of this 1638-nucleotide messenger RNA. RefSeq names its product carbonic anhydrase (gene CAH1). The coding region runs from base 429 to 1244 and encodes 271 amino acids. Gene Ontology annotation, molecular function: zinc ion binding; carbonate dehydratase activity. The record is from RefSeq and is a predicted model, not a curated record. The transcript is spliced from 4 exons. Gene Ontology annotation, cellular component: cytoplasm. NCBI's taxonomy places the organism in Eukaryota, Metazoa, Arthropoda, Insecta, Diptera, Tephritidae.
ACAAGCAGCAAACAGCAGACAGCCCUCAGCACUGAACAGUCUUCUUUAGGCAGACAAACGUGUGAGACGUCUAAGCAAUCGUCGUGUUCCGCCGCUCAACAAUACGCGACUCUCUACUUCUACUUACUUUCCAUUGAUCACGGUGCAUAAGUACUACCAACUCAUAAGAGUCAAACACGUCUUUAAAGCUCACUAACUGACGUAUACCAAAUCAAUUCACUUGCGGUUACUCUCAAAUAAACAACAGCUCAUCCGAAAAGAAAAAAAUAUCAGUCAAUUUCACGCCGUUUAUUAUUAUUAUUUAUUGCGGUAAAACGUUGUUGAUAUUGUCGAUUCGUUUUUGUUGUUGCUCAGCUUGAGAAAGUGUCAACUUGAAUUGUAUUCAAGGCAUUUAAAUAAAAAAUUUCCACCCUCAAAACACAGGAAAAAUGAGCUCACACUGGGGUUACACAGCGGAAAAUGGUCCUGCGCAUUGGGCCAAACAAUUCCCGCAAGCUUCGGGACACAGACAAUCGCCUGUUGAUAUCACCCCAUCGACAGCCAAAAAAGGAAGCGAAUUGAAUGCUUCGUCUCUCAAAUGGAAAUACGUUCCUGAACACACUCUCAGCCUUACAAAUCCAGGAUACUGUUGGAGAGUUGAUGUCAAGGGAGUGGAUUCCGAACUCACAGGCGGCCCAUUGGGCACUGAUCUCUAUAAAUUGGAGCAGUUCCACAGCCACUGGGGAUGUACUGACGACAAAGGUUCCGAACAUACCGUUGACGGUAUCUCAUACGCUGGCGAAUUACAUCUCGUUCACUGGAACACCACCAAAUAUAAGUCGUUCGGUGAGGCUGCAUCUGCCCCAGAUGGUUUAGCCGUGUUGGGAGUCUUUUUUAAGGCAAGCGACAAUGCACAUCCGGAAUUGGAGAAGAUCACUAGCCUUUUGCCAUUUGUUUUGCACAAAGGUGAUCGGGUCACUCUACCAAACGCCUGCGAUCCUGGCAAACUUUUACCCAGCACCACAACAUACUGGACUUACGAGGGCUCACUAACCACUCCACCAUGUUCAGAAUCCGUCAUUUGGAUUGUUUUCAAAACACCAAUAGAAGUAUCACGCGAUCAAUUGAAUGCCAUGCGCAACCUUAACUGCUACGAUGUUAAGGAAGAGUGUCCUUGCAAUGAAUUGAACGGAAAAGUUAUCAACAAUUUCCGUCCACCAUUGCCAUUGGGCAACCGUGAACUCCGUGAAGUCGGUGGACAUUAAUCAAAUACAAAUUGAAAAUUUGAAAACAAAAUUGUAAACGCUUUUUUGGUGCCUUAUCACACGCAUAUUUUUAUUGUACUUUAUAAUGGAGUGAAGUUCUGUUGAUGUAUACAAUUAUGCAUAUGUAUGUGCUUCAGAAAUUCUCAUACUAAGUGAUCUAUUAAAUGUAUUGUACUAGCUUUGAAAUUUUUUUCAUUAGAUUUGUAUGUAUGUGAGUACAUAAACAUACCAUACCUGCUUACAUACAUACAUUAUAUUAUAUGUUCACAUCCAUAUACAUUUUUACGGACAUUCGUAUAUUUGCACAUGGCCUGUCCAUUGCAGUUGUUGUUAAUGCAUUGUAUGACAAGUAUUUAAAUAAAGCAUUAUUUCAUUGUUGCAACUAUUAGAAAAA